UGUUAGCUGUCAGUGUUUGUUUUCAAGCUGCAUCAACCUGUAUUUUUGUGUGCAUUGUGCAUGCAUCAAAACAAACCCCAAAAUUAAUUUAUAUUGCAAAAGAGUGUGUACAAAAUGGAACCUGGUGAUGACUACAAUAAAUCAUUUAAUGCAGGAGAUCGCCUUAUAUUGGAACUAACAAAUGGGGACAUCUUUGAAGGAUUAUACUCGGGUGGAGGAAAACAUUUCAUUGAACUCACUGAUGUUGUUCAGCACAACAAUAACAAUACUCUCAAUGGGAUCUAUGCUUUUCACAGGGGUGAAAUUGCGAAGAUACAUAGAUUAAAGGGGCCUGCUUCAAAACAGACUAAACCUGACUGCCCUUUGAAUACCAAUGGGUGUAAAACUAUUAAAGUGUGUGAAAAUGACUAUUUUCGCUUGAAAGAGCUUUCCAGUAGCUACAUAUAUAUUGAAAAUCCUGAUAAGAGAUAUUUUCAGGCUAUCGAGGUGCUUGAGAAUUCUGAAACGAUAGGAGUAGUAAGCUUAGGAGCAGAGAUGCACAGGUCUCAAGGUAGCUUACAACUUCUCGUUCUCUCCACUUGGAAUCAAAUUUAUAUUUUCGAUCUGGCACAUCUGGAGAAAAAACAACUUUAUCCAGAACUAAAACAUAUAUUUGAGUCCGAAUAUAUCUGCAAAGUGAUACACAAAAGUGCUGGAUUAGUAGACAAACUUUAUAGAGAAUAUAACAUUUAUGUUCAAAACACUUUUGACACACAAAUCGUGGAUUUAAUGCUACAGAAGAGAGAAUCCGGAAACUGUCCGUCAUUUGAAAGAAGCAUUUCUGAAUGUUUAGUGCACUACCUGAAUUUUCCCAGUUCAAUACUUGAAAAAGCUUUGGAAGUUCCUAAUAAAUCUUGGUGUGAAAGGCCCUUGAGUGAGAAAAUGAAAGUGUUGGCCUCACAACAUGUGACUUAUCUAAUAUUGUUAAAAGAACAGUUUCAAAAGCUAUUACUAAAAGAUGUAUAUGACACCAUUAAUAAAGUGCAGGAUCACGUUUAUGACAUGGAUGAUUUCAACUAUUUAAAUUUUAUUGCUUCUCGCAAUGUGAAAAAGGACAUUCAAGACUUGAUACCUAAUUUACAAAGAAUGACUGUUGGCGAGAAUAGUGUUAAAAAGGAAAACUAAUCUGUGAUACUAGACUGUGAUCUGGAUCAUGAUUAUCUAGCCACUGUCUAGUCGUGGUGCUCUGUCCUGUGGAAAAUGCAGUAAAUCGAGAACAAGAUCUCCAUUUUGGUUUUUUCAAUUCUGUUAAUACUAAAGGCCUAACAAUUCAGUAAAAAUUUCUCUAUUUAGAUAUCAAUGGUCCAAUGAUUUUAUUUUGGGGAUAUAAUAUACCAUUUCAUUCACUCACAUUGAUUAAAACAAAUUUUGUAAAUUGUUCUUUCUUUAACCAUGGUCUUGUUAGUAAUUUGUAUUAAAUGAUGUACUUAUUGCUGACUUUGCACUGAUAUGGAUAUGGUGUUUUUAUAUGGAGUGUGAUACUUUUCACUAAACUUAUAUGUUAUUCAUUAUAUAUUUCCGUAAUUCCGUUUAUAAAUAAAUAAACAGAAAUAAAUUA
Molecule: messenger RNA, 1597 nt
Organism: Anthonomus grandis grandis
Lineage: Eukaryota; Metazoa; Arthropoda; Insecta; Coleoptera; Curculionidae
Product: piRNA biogenesis protein EXD1-like
Exons: 1
Coding region: 115-1164 (349 amino acids)
Biological process (GO): nucleobase-containing compound metabolic process
Molecular function (GO): 3'-5' exonuclease activity; nucleic acid binding
Source: RefSeq, a predicted model, not a curated record